GUCUUUGUGCAGGUGGCUAUAACGGGCAGAGAGGGGCAGAUAAUUAAUGCAUGUUUGUAUGGAUUGACCACCGGAGUAAUGGAGAUGAUGGGAAAGAUGGCCCGUCUUUAAUUGUGCUGCAGGGAAGGGAGUUGGUGGAGAGAAGCGAGCAAGGGAAGAGAGAGAGAGAGAGAGAGAGGUGAGGUGAGAGAAGCAGAGGUCAUCCCUGAGGCGGAGUAGAGGAUCGGUGGCUGUCUGUGGGAAGGGAAAGAUCUGUUCUUUUAGGCGGCCCUCCCAUCUCUGAUCUGUUUUGGGUGGUGUUCUCCGCUUGAAUUGUUGAACACUUGCUGGAUCUCUGUUCCAUUUUCUUUUCUUCCUCCAAAGUCCUUGCUUUGGUCUGAGUUCAACUUUGUGGGGGUUGCCACUUUGACCUGCGCUGAUCUGGUGUGGGAAAAGGAAAAGGGGUUUGUGCUGAGGAAUCCUCUUCUUUCUCUUCCUCCGUUCUGUAGCUACCUCACCCCCUUUCUUUCCUCCACUUCUUUGCUCAUCUCCUCUAUUGUUUUCUCGUCGAUAAGUGAGGUUGGAGCCUUCUCAGAGUCGGCAUCUUUGGGUGUUCUCGAUGGGAAUCCCGGAGAUUAGGGUUUGAAUGUUCCCCUUUUUAUUGACUUGUUACCGUCACGAAAAGUGGAAGUCUGCUGAAUCCUCACCGAGGGUUCUUUCCUUCCCCUCUUUUCGCCCUCAAAAUUUCAUCUUGAAAACCUUGAAGUUUGGUUUUAUUUUUUGGAAGAAAGCUCAGAUUUUUACCCUCUUUGUCCUUUCCUCAAGUUAGGGUUUUGAUCUGAACCUGAUGGUCUGAUGGCCUCCUAGGGUUCUUGGCUUGGAGGGCUUGGAUGAACAGUAUACAUGCAUCUCUCUCUAUGGAAGCCCAUCUCCCACUGCGCCGCUCUCAUCCUCGACAAGAAGAACCGAUGGCGGGACGGUGGCUCCGGCAAGGGUUCGUCGGAGGAGGGGGCCAGGCGGCGGCCCUCGAUGCUCCGGCAGCUGCAGGAGAACAAGCUCCGGGAGGCCCUGGAGGAGGCCUCCGAGGAUGGUUCCCUCGUCAAGACCCAAGACAUGGACCCCGAGGCCUUCGGCAACCCCGAUGAGGUCUCCGUCAGCCGGUCCAGAUCGCUUGCCCGCCUCAACGCCCAGCGGGAGUUUCUCCAGGCCACAGCCCUCGCUGCCGAGCGCACCUUCCACUCUGCCGAUUCCAUCCCCGCCCUCGAAGAGGCCUUGUCUAAGUUCGUCACCAUGUACCCGAAGUACCAUUCUUCGAACAGGAUCGACAGGCUGAGAUUGGACGAGUAUUGUCACCUCUCGGAAACCGGCGCCAAGGUAUGCCUAGAUUACUGCGGCUUUGGCUUGUUCUCCUACCUUCAGAGCUUCCAGAACUGGGAGUCUUCGGCUUUUAGCCUCUCCGAGAUCACUGCUAACUUGAGCAACCAUGCUUUGUACGGCGGCGCUGAGAAAGGCACUGCCGAGCACGACAUUAAGGCCCGGAUAAUGGACUACCUGAACAUUCCCGAGAAUGAGUAUGGCCUAGUUUUUACUUUCAGUAGAGGUUCUGCUUUUAAAUUGCUCGCCGAGACUUACCCAUUUCAUACGAACAAGAAGCUGUUGACGAUGUUUGAUCAUGAGAGCCAGUCUGUGAAUUGGAUGGCCCAGAGUGCGCGGGAGAAGGGAGCCAAGGUCCAUAGCGCAUGGUUCAAGUGGCCCACGCUCAAGCUCUGCUCAACAGAGCUGAGGAAGCAGAUCUCUAGCAAGCGGAGGAAGAAGAAAGACUCAGCCGUUGGGCUCUUUGUGUUCCCAGUCCAGUCGAGAGUGACCGGAGCAAAGUAUUCGUACCAGUGGAUGGCUUUGGCUCAACAGAAUCAUUGGCAUGUGUUGCUUGAUGCUGGUUCGCUGGGCCCAAAGGACAUGGAUUCUCUUGGCCUGUCACUCUUCCGGCCGGAUUUCAUCAUCACGUCUUUCUACCGGGUGUUUGGGUUGGAUCCGACAGGUUUUGGAUGCCUACUAAUCAAGAAAUCCGUGAUGGGAUGCUUGCAGAACCAGAAUGGUGGCACUGGAUCGGGAAUGGUGAGGAUUGUUCCUGUGUUUCCUCAAUAUUUGAGUGACUCCGUGGAUGGCCUGGAUAUGUUGGAUGGAACUGAAGAUGAAACGAUCAAUGGGAAUGAUGAAUCUUUCAUGCCUGAUACUCACAGAGGAUCACAGUUGCCUGUUUUUUCAGGUGCAUUCACAUCAUCUCAGGUGAGAGAUGUGUUUGAGAGCGAGAUGGAUCAGGACAACAGCUCUGACCGUGAUGGGGCCAGUACUAUCUUUGAGGAGACAGAGAGCAUUUCGGUCGGGGAGGUCAUGAAGAGCCCUGUUUUUAGUGAGGAUGAAUCGUCCGACAACUCCUUCUGGAUUGAUUUGGGUCAGAGCCCAUUUGGAUCAGACCACUCAGGGCAGUUGAACAAGGGUAAGCCAGGGUCUCCAGCACCACCUUCAUGGUUUACCGGAAGGAAGACUCAUAAGAAGGCAUCACCAAAACUUGCAUCCAGGAUGUCAAAGAGCCCUAUUUUUGAUGAUCACGUGCUAUCCUUUGAUGCAGCUGUUCUAUCAGUCUCGCAAGAACUGGACCGUGUAAAGGAAGACCCAGGAGAAGGACCUUCAGAAAAUGGCCCAAAAUAUGCACGCUUCCAGCAUGUCAGUGAGAUUGAGGAAGAACACAAACUGAAAGAAGCAUCAGGAAAACGUGCUGUGAAGUUCUGUUCUACCAAUGGGAGCAAAAUUGUUAGCUCGAGUUCUGUUUUUGGACAGCACACUGGUCAUGAGAAUGGCUUAACUUCUGAAAUUUUCCCUGAAAACCAUAUGGAGGUGAAAGAGAGUGCCAUAAGAAGGGAAACAGAAGGUGAGUUUCGGCUGUUAGGGAGGAGGGAAGGAAAUAACAACAGAUUUGCAGGUGGUAAGCUCUUGGGUGUGCAAGAGAAUGACCGAGUCUUGAGCAUGGACCAAAGGGUAUCCUUCAUCGUGGAGGACAACAAAACUACAGAAGUAUCUUAUCGUAGUUCUGAUGCUGGCGAAGUGUCUGGGCAUGCACUAGUCGAUGAUGAUGAUGAUGACGAUGAUGUUGAUGCCAUUCGUGAUGGUUACGACGAUGAUGCUGAAGAGUGGGGCAGAUUAGAGCCUGAAAUAGUAUGCAGACAUCUUGAUCAUGUGAACAUGAUGGGUCUCAAUAAAACAACUCUGAGAUUACGGUAUCUGAUAAACUGGCUUGUGACAUCAUUACUGCAGCUGCAAUUACGAGAUUCGGCUGGGGAUAACAGUUUGCCUCUUGUCCAGAUCUAUGGCCCAAAGAUCAAGUAUGAAAGGGGUGCAGCUGUGGCAUUCAAUGUGAAGGAUUCUAGCGGAGCAGUGAUCAAACCAGAGAUUGUUCAAAAGCUGGGUGAGAAAAAUGGAAUUUCCUUGGGCAUUGGCUUCCUUAGUCAUGUAAGGGUCAUGGACAAUCAAAAACAUUUACAUGGAGAAGUUUUAACUGAUACCCAUCAUUCUGCAAAUGGUCACCAUGACAGUAAGAAAAAUAGUAAGAACACUGUGGCUAGGGUGGAGGUCGUUACUGCUUCGCUUGGGUUCCUCACAAACUUUGAGGAUGUAUACAGGAUGUGGGCAUUCGUGGCCAAGUUUCUGGAUCCUGCUUUUAUCGAGACCGAUGGACUGUCCACCAUUGCAGAGACUUCAGAAACAUAGCUGCUGAAAUAUUCUUCUGCAGAUUUUCCAAAGAUUUAAGUGAACCAGCAACCUCUUGUGCUGCUCAAAGCAAAAGAAUCAAUUAUGAACCGCUGUGAAUGUUUGAUCGGGAAAUGGAGAUAAUUAGAAGCACAAGGGGAAGAUAUAAACCUUUGCUCUAUUUGUUAUGCAUCCUCAAGUCUCCCUAUCCGAAAAAAAUGACAAAUUCUGGUGCUUCACGUGAAUUUAUUCAUUCUUCACCUUUUCCUAGGUAUCCAUCUUUUUGUUUGACAUAGAACUUGAGGGUGCCUUGUCUUCACUGUACGGCUGCUCAUUUGCAACCUGGCUGAUCAGAACAUCAGUCACGGAAACAACCUCUCUACUUGUAGAGGUAUGACCGUGUAUAUUGUCCAUUUCCAGAUCCCGCAUUGGCGGGAGACUCAUGCACCGGGCAACCCUUUUUUAGAGUUUGCUUAGCAAUCUGUGGCAUCACAAAGUUAUGAAUGGAUCUUCUUCCCUGUCAAAUGAUGUUUGUAAAUCUAAUUUGCACUGUCAGGAAAUAGUUCUGCUAUAUCAUGAGAUUCUCAUCAUUCUGAUAGGAAGAUGGAACACAAUUUUUCACUCUCAUUCUUAUGGGCCUGUUUCAUAUCUGUAAAUGCUUCUUUUGCUUGAUGCUUUCAAAGGGUUUCUGAUGGUUGUAUUCUCUUUUAA
This is a messenger RNA of Musa acuminata subsp. malaccensis (wild Malaysian banana), 4434 nucleotides long. RefSeq lists its product as uncharacterized. Lineage: Eukaryota; Viridiplantae; Streptophyta; Magnoliopsida; Zingiberales; Musaceae. The record is from RefSeq and is a predicted model, not a curated record.